Messenger RNA from Octopus sinensis (East Asian common octopus), 3353 nucleotides. RefSeq lists its product as uncharacterized. Gene Ontology annotation, cellular component: cytoplasm. The record is from RefSeq and is a predicted model, not a curated record. Bases 55 to 3309 code for a protein of 1084 amino acids. Gene Ontology annotation, molecular function: manganese ion binding; metalloaminopeptidase activity. The transcript is spliced from 31 exons. Lineage: Eukaryota; Metazoa; Mollusca; Cephalopoda; Octopoda; Octopodidae. Gene Ontology annotation, biological process: proteolysis.
ACACUUCAACUAAAGAGUUCUUGGACGAGGAAUAUUUGGUCGGUAAAGAGGACGAUGGCAUCGUUUCUGUUUGCACUUGAGGCACAUGUUAUCUGUAAAGGAACAGCAAAAAUAUCUCAUCGAUGGCUUCACAAGUUCGGUCCCAGAUACUUACAGUCUGGUCGUCUUUUCUCGACCACAACUAGAUUAGGUAAAAGUUUAAUCCUUGGUGUUUAUGAAGCUUCAGCUAAAGACAGCCCCCUUGUUCUCUCCCAAGCUGCAAAAUAUUUCGAUGAGAAAUAUUCUGGAAAAUUAUCACAACAAAUAAAACUGUUUGGGAAAUCUUUUAAGAAAGGAAAAAGCCAUUUACUGUUUGGUCUUUGUGAGGAGUUCCCCUUGUUAGCUGUUGCAAAUCUUGGUAAGGAAGACCAAGGAUUUAAUGAACUGGAAGGCCGACAUGAAGGUCACGAAAGUGUUAGAACUGCUGUGGCAAAGAGUGUUCUACAGUUACGUGAUGCAGGAGAAGACUUGGUGUCUAUUGACCCUUGUGGCGACCCCAUGGCUGCGGCAGAAGGAGCAUCUCUCUCGUUACACAGUUACGAUGAAUUAAAGCCUAAGUCCAAACGAAAACCAAAGGUGGAACUAGCGUGCUACACCGACCAUCUGGAAGCAUCUGAAAAAACUUCCUUUAUAGACCAAUGGCACAUAGGUGAAGUCUAUGCUGAUGCCCAAAACUUUGCCAGACUACUCACAGAAAUGCCGGCAAAUAUACUAACUCCUACAAAAUUUUCUGAAAUGGUUAUUGAUAAACUUUCAAGUUAUUGUCAAAUUGUAGCCCGGGACCAAGCAUGGGUUGAAGAGCAAAAAAUGGGUGCAUUUCUGUGUGUGAGCCAAGGCUCAGGUGAACCACUUAAAUUCCUGGAGCUCAGUUACAACAACAGCUCAGACAAAUCUGCUGCUCCUGUUGUGUUGGUUGGCAAAGGGAUCACCUUCGACACUGGUGGAAUUUCUUUAAAACCUGCAAAUAAUAUGGACAAGAUGAGAGGCGAUAUGGGUGGUGCAGCCUGUGUUGUUGGAGCAAUUCUAGGCGUAUGUAAACUUGGAUUGCCGAUCCAUUUGAAAGCCUUAAUUCCAUUGUGUGAAAACAUGCCAGGCGGCAAAGCUGUUAAACCAGGUGAUGUCGUUACUGCCAUGAAUGGUACGACUAUCCAAGUCGACAACACUGAUGCUGAAGGGAGGCUGAUCUUAGCCGAUGCUCUUUGCUAUGCAGAAACACUUAAUCCAAAAUUGAUCCUAGACAUGGCAACAUUAACAGGUGCUAUCACCAUUGCUCUAGGGUCAGGAGCAUCUGGCACUUAUACCAAUUCCCCUGCACUUUGGGACCUCUUGUACAAGGCUGGCAGCAAAACAGGAGACCGUUUAUGGCGUCUGCCUCUCUUCCGGCACUACACUGACCAAAUCACUCACAGCCAACUGGCGGCUCUCAACAACAUUGGUAAAUAUAUCAGAGCAGGAGGUUCUUGCGUGGCAGCUGCGUUUUUGAGGGAAUUUAUCCAAUCCAGUGACUGGAUUCAUUUGGAUAUAUCAGGUGUGAGACCGAACCAAGAUGAAGUUCCUUAUCUUGGUCGUGGAAUGUCAGGUCGACCAACAAGAACAGUGAUAGAAUUCUUGUCUCUGUAUAACCAGAAGAAUCAAAAAAUCGACUUAAACAUGGCUUCUUCUGUGCUUCGAACAGCGGCCAAUGUCGCGAAACAAAUUCGACCCUCACGUGUGUUUCUUCUCAAUGGAUCCGUUAUCAAAGGUCGUCUGUUAAACAGACGUCAGCUAUCAACCACUGCUAGACUCAACAAAGGCUUAAUCCUUGGUGUCUAUGAAGCUUCAGCCGAAGAUGGCCCCCUUGUUCUCUCAAAAGCUGCAAAACAUUUUGAUGAGAAAUGUUCCGGAAAGUUGUCAGAACAGAUCAAGCUGUUUGGAAAAUCAUAUAAGAAAGGGAAAAGCCAUUUGCUGUUUGGUCUUUGCGAAGAGUUUCCCUUGUUAGCUGUUGUGAACCUUGGUAAGGAAGGCCAAGGUUUUAACGAACUGGAAUGUCGACAUGAAGGGCAUGAGAACGUUAGAACUGCUGUGGCAAGAGGAGUGUUACAAAUGCAGCAGGCUGGUGAAGGUUCUGUGUUUGUGGACCCUUCUGAUAAUGCCAAAGCGGCAGCAGAAGGAGCAGAUCUCUCCUCUCAUUGUUAUGAUGAACUAAAACCUAAGAAAAGCCAAAAGACCAAGGUGGAAUCGGAGUGCUACGUUGACCAUCUGGAUAAUUCUGAUGGAACCAAAACCAAAGAACAAUGGAAUCAUGGGAAAAUCUAUGCGGAAGCUCAGAACUUUGCCAGAUUACUAAUGGAGAUGCCAUCAAACAUUCUGACGCCUUCAAAAUUCUCAGAAAUGGUUUCUGAAAAACUUUCUUCUCUCUGCCAAGUUAGUGUCAGGGACCAGUCAUGGGCAGAAGAGCAAAAAAUGGGUGGCUUUUUGUGUGUGAGUCAAGGCUCAGCUGAACCACUCAAAUUCCUGGAGCUCACUUACAAGAACACCUCAGACAGUUCCAUUCCUCCUGUUGCGUUGGUUGGCAAAGGAAUCACCUUCGACACGGGUGGCAUUUCAUUAAAACCUUCGAAUGAUAUGGACAAGAUGAGAGGUGACAUGGGUGGUGCAGCCUGUGUCGUUGGAACCAUGCUUGCAGUCUGUAAGCUGGAAUUACCAAUCUAUGUGAAAGCUUUUAUUCCACUCUGUGAGAACAUGCCUGGUGGUAAAGCAAUUAAACCUGGAGAUGUAGUGACUGCCAUGAAUGGCAAGACCAUACAGGUUGACAACACUGAUGCGGAAGGGAGGUUGAUCUUAGCUGAUGCCCUUUGUUAUGCGGAAACAUUUCAACCAAAGUUUAUUCUAGACAUGGCUACACUAACAGGUGCUGUUGAUGUAGCUUUGGGAUCUGCUGCUACUGGUGCUUACACAAAUUCUACCAAUCUUUGGAAUCAUUUAUUUGAGGCUGGCAGUGAAACUGGGGACCGUAUGUGGCGCUUACCAUUAUUUCAACACUACUCUGCCCAAGUAACACACUCACAACUUGCUGCCGUCAACAAUAUCGGUAAACACAGUCGAGCUGGCGGUUCUUGUACAGCGGCUGCUUUCUUGAAGGAAUUUGUCGAGUCCAGUGAUUGGAUCCAUUUGGACAUAGCUGGUGUGAUGUCAAACAAAGAUGAAGUCGCUCAUCUCGGAUCUGGAAUGUCAGGUCGGCCAACAAGAACAGUGAUUGAACUCUUAACCCGCUUCACUUCCCAACAGUAGAAAAACAGUUUAUUAACUCUCUUGUUACCAACCUGGCAGAAACG